Molecule: messenger RNA, 1830 nt
Organism: Impatiens glandulifera
Lineage: Eukaryota; Viridiplantae; Streptophyta; Magnoliopsida; Ericales; Balsaminaceae
Product: trehalose-phosphate phosphatase A-like
Exons: 14
Coding region: 449-1579 (376 amino acids)
Biological process (GO): trehalose biosynthetic process
Molecular function (GO): trehalose-phosphatase activity
Source: RefSeq, a predicted model, not a curated record
CCUCUCUUUGUUUCUCUCUCUAGUUCUCAGGCAACCAGUUCCUCUUCUCGUUUUUUGCUUAUACAUAUAAAUCUUGUAUCUAUAUCCCAUAUCCCUGUCUUUGCAUUUCCUAGGGUUUUCGUUCUUGUUUCCUGUCUUCUUUCGUCUUUCGAAAGGUUUUUCUUCAUUUUAUUGCAUUUCUGAAGUGUGAAUAUAUUCGCGAUUUUGGAUUGGAGCCUCCCGUGAACAGAUCAAUUACACCUUACAUUGAAAUGACCGACCACACAUUUUCAGGAGUUUUUGAUUGAUGGACUGCAUUACAACAAGUAGUGAGAAGAAAACUCUGAAGCGGUGGUUUUUCAUUGACAAGAGGGUUGGAUAGGUAGCUUUUGUGAAAGUUGGAAUUCUCUUAGCUAAUAUUUUGCUUCCAUCAAAGCAUUCUGUUACAUUUGUCGAACUUGGGAAAGCAAUGGACCUAAAAUCAAAUCAUAAUUCUCCUGUACUCACUGAUUCAGCACCGAUGAAUUCAGCUGGAUUAGGAAUCCACACUAACCAGUUCUCACCACUGGGAGCAGUUUUUCCCCAUGGACUAUUCUUAAACGUUCCUAGGAAAAAGCCUGCUGGACUUGAUUGGUCCAACUCAUGGAUGGAUGCUAUGAAAUCCUCAUCUCCCACUCAUAGGAAAAUUGGCAUGGUUUCUCUAGAUACUGAUGCUGUUUACUCCAACUGGAAGCUCAAGUAUCCUUCAGCCAUUGGAUGUUUUGAGCAGAUAACUAACCAUGCAAAGGGAAAGAUUAUAGCACUGUUUCUUGAUUAUGAUGGGACACUUUCUCCUAUUGUGGACAAUCCAGACUGUGCUGUCAUGUCUCCUGCUAUGCGUUCUACAGUCAGAAAUGUGGCAAAAUUGUUCCCCACUGCAAUAAUCAGUGGUCGUAGCCGUGACAAGGUAUACGAAUUUGUUGGGCUACCUGAACUGUAUUAUGCAGGUAGUCAUGGAAUGGACAUUAAGGCUCCGUUUAAGUCUGCUUCCUCCAAAUUGCUUCCUCCAGAGUGCAGUAGAUCUUGCAACAAGCAGGCCAAAGAAGUGAACUUGUUUCAGCCAGCCAGUGAAUUCCUACCUAUGAUUGAUGAGGUACUUAGGUCUCUUGUUGAGAUUACAGAGGAGAUUGAAGGAUCAAAAGUAGAGAACAACAAAUUCUGCGUUUCUGUACACUACCGCAAUGUUGAUCAGAAGAACUGGGCAGCAGUCGCACAACGUGUCCAAGAAAUUUUGGAAGACUAUCCUCGCCUGCGGUUAACUCAUGGGCGCAAGGUUCUAGAGAUCCGGCCAGUACUAGAUUGGGACAAGGGUAAAGCUGUUGAGUUUUUACUUGAAUCACUUGGGUUAAAUGACCGUGAUGACGUGUUGCCUAUUUAUAUCGGCGAUGAUAGAACAGACGAAGAUGCAUUUAAGGUUUUAAGAGAAGGAAAACGCGGUUAUGGGAUAUUGGUCUCUUCUGUGCCUAAGGAAAGUAAUGCUUCUUACUCCCUCAAAGACCCAUCAGAGGUAAUGGAGUUUCUGAAAUCACUGGCAGCAUGGAAGAAGCUAAGUGCACUAUAAGUAAAGUAUAAUAAAUACUACAUAGAAGAAGAAGGCACAGAGAGGGAAGAAUAUAAAACAAAAGUAAACAUUAGGAGCAUAUUUAUUUAUUUAUUUAUUAAUACAGUUUUUAUGGCUAUCUAAGUUUCUUAAAAACAUAUAAAAAAAAAGCUCCCAUGCAGAGAGACUCUUGAGUUUAAUACUUGCUACAAACAACAUUUUUGUACAUUCUUUUUCUGUCUUGGUCCAAAUUUUAUCUAUUUAUUUGAUUC